Eriocheir sinensis (Chinese mitten crab) is the source of this 2096-nucleotide messenger RNA. RefSeq names its product acid-sensing ion channel 4-A-like. The coding region runs from base 1 to 1272 and encodes 423 amino acids. The record is from RefSeq and is a predicted model, not a curated record. The transcript has 8 exons. Gene Ontology annotation, biological process: sodium ion transmembrane transport. Gene Ontology annotation, molecular function: ligand-gated sodium channel activity. Lineage: Eukaryota; Metazoa; Arthropoda; Malacostraca; Decapoda; Varunidae. Gene Ontology annotation, cellular component: membrane.
AUGUACACACCCUCCCAUCCAACGCACCACCACCACCACCACCACCACGAUCUCUCUUGCAGUCGCGUUUUGUGGGCUGUUGUGCUGGCGUGUGGGCUGGCGGGCACCAUUUACCUCAUCAGCAGCAAGGUGAUCCUCUACCUCUCCAUGCCGACCUCUAUGCGAGUUUCCUACGACGACGCCAACACCCUGACAGCACUCCCCGCCGUCACCGUCUGCGUCAGGGAGAUGUACGACUACCACAACUUGCUCAAGCUGUGGCGGGAGGCGGGCCAGACGGGGAGGCUGCCGAAGGACGCGGACGUGCAGCUGCUGAGCGUGUCCAACCUGACGCUGGAUGAGGUGUGGCGGCGCGGCGGCUACGAACGGGAGCGACUCGUGGGCCAGUGCUUCGUGGGUCCCGGCAAGAACUGUGAGGAGCGGGGCGUGUGGCGGCCCGUCCUCACCCGCUAUGGAUACUGCCACAGCUUCUCCGGGGCCACCACUUCAGUCCCCGGCCAGCAGUUCGGUAUCUACCUCGUCCUCCGUUAUCGCGGGCACCCCUACGGCAUCCCCUUCCGUGGCUUCAUCGUGGCGGUACACGACCCCUUGCAAUCCCCCGCCGAAGCCAUAGAGGACGGCGCCACCUGUCCGCAGAAGAUCACAAAGACCGGGAAGAAGCUUGGUUGUCACCGCCUUGUUUCCGUGACUCUACAGAAAGUGCACCUGCUGCACCGAGAUUCCCGCCCGUGCCGUCAGAAGCCAGGCUAUAGCAGUAGGGUGUGUCGCGUCACCUGCCUGCAUGAGUACGUCCUACGGCACCACGGAUGCAAACUGCCGUACAUGCUGGGCAAAGGACGAGUGUGUCAGUCUGAAGAGGAGGUGAAACGCGUGUCCUCGGCCGUCUAUCAGUUGUAUGACAAGGGCCAGUUCAAUCACACCGCCGCCUGCGACUGCCCUCCCGCCUGCGACCUCAACAUCUACCGCAGCAGCACCGACACCACGUGGAACUCCCAGCGGAACUCCAUCGUGAAGGUGUUCUUGGAGGCGACUCAGAACGAGCGCGUGGUGGAGUCCUACAGCUACCCCGUCCCGGCCCUCGUCAGCCACAUAGGGGGCUUCAUGGGCCUCUUCCUCAGCGCCUCCAUCCUCACCUUCCAACAGCUGCUUGAAAUCCUCCUCCUCAACGCCUACGCCCUCGCCGUCUGGGUGCUGAAAGGCUGCAUGCUGAGCAGGAAGCGGCGGAGGCACCUCAAGCUAUUAGUGCUGCGGCAUUUUGAAAAGUGGCAAUAGGGGGAGGCAGAUGUUGCGAUGACGACUACUACUACUACUACUGCUACUCACUGAGCCGCUCGAUAGAUUGCCACUCUGUAGCCUACACCCUGGCCCAAGGAUCUUGCCGUGGCCUGCUAUUGGGCCCGUAUUCUCAGACGCUUUUAGCUCUCACAACAAAUAUUUCCAAAGGCCACAACAGAGAUUAGUCGGGUCCUCGUGAGUGUUUCGUCACGUUCAUGGUACCGCAGAAGCCUGUUCAAACUAUCACUAGGCUCAUAAAACUACCCCCAUUGGAAAUACUGUAAUGCCAGAAUUUAGUAACGACGGAAAUAUGUGUAGAAGGCAAAAAUCAGGUUUAAGUAAUUGUAAGUAUGAGCGAGUUGCCCGAGGAGUUGCGUAUGAGGAACAAUGGCGUAAAACUCAAAUGUAGGCAAGUAAAUUCAGACUGCACCAAAUUGUUCUUCAACGUUGUAGUGCGAGAAUAGAAUAAGCUCCCACCUUCAGUGGUCCAGUGUAACACGACUGACUCCUUUAAAAACAAGCUCGACCGUCACUUCCUUCAACUUGAUAUUAACUAGAGUUGAAAUGCAGCGUUUUGGAGUCAUCUGAUUAAUGUAGAAUCACUUAGGUUUAAGGACAGACCACCAAGUCUGGGCUAUGGGGUCUGUGUGGUCUGAUUUUCAAUGUAAAUCUAUGUAAAUUACAAUACCAUCACAUCUAGGAAAGUCUUAUCAAAUGUGAGUGUGUAAGCCCCGAAUAUGUGAGAAUAUGGGCAGCUGGCAGGUUAUGUAGUCUUCUAAUUAAUUAUCCACCUUGAUGAACUAAUAAAGUUUUAAUCGUAA